This is a messenger RNA of Malania oleifera, 1699 nucleotides long. RefSeq lists its product as uncharacterized. The coding region runs from base 114 to 1457 and encodes 447 amino acids. Gene Ontology annotation, molecular function: rRNA (cytosine-N4-)-methyltransferase activity. The record is from RefSeq and is a predicted model, not a curated record. Lineage: Eukaryota; Viridiplantae; Streptophyta; Magnoliopsida; Santalales; Ximeniaceae. Gene Ontology annotation, biological process: rRNA base methylation. The transcript has 5 exons.
GUAAAUAUGCCUAUGACAUCCUAGGUUUUGUUUGGGGAUAACAAGGCAUUGGUGCCGCCCCGCCUUUCCCUUGGCGCCUGCUCCUGCUGUUGCCUCGCGAUGUCGUUAAUGGGAUGUUGAAGAUGGCCGCAGCAACAUCCAUGGCAAGGCUCUUCCACUCAGGUUCUUUUUGGAAUCCCAUCCGCCGACGCCUCCCCGCUUCCUCCUCUUCAACAAUUACCUACGCCACUGCUACGACGAGCCCUAAGAAUAAUAAGAAGAAGAAGCAGCAGCAGCAAAAGCUCAAUGUCGGGGUCGGCGGUGCUGCGGCGGACUCGAAACUGGCGGCGGCGAAGAGGAGGACUCGGUCCGAUAGGGAGUUGGACAGAGAGCAAGUUGAGCGCUACGGAGACGGCGGCAGCCAUAUUCCGGUCAUGCUGGGUGAAGUCCUGGAGGUCUUCGCUUCCUCCGCCACACCUCUGCGCUCCUUCGUCGACUGCACUCUCGGCUCUGCCGGCCAUUCUUCCGCCAUAAUUCAGGCGCAUCCUGAAUUGCAACUAUACAUUGGAUUGGAUGUUGAUCCUUUAGCACAUGAAAAGGCACGGGCUCGGAUCAAUUCUUUUUUGCACUGCGAUUCUUCUCGCCCAAUUUCCCACCUGAAAGCACAUAUCCUUUUGAAGAACUUCAGAAACAUCAAGACUGUGAUUGCUGAGGUCAAUGACCAACGUUUAACUUCUGGAGUUGAUGGGAUCCUAAUGGACUUGGGGAUGUCAUCCAUGCAGGUGGACAAUGCUGCGAGAGGGUUUAGUGUGCUUUGUAAUGGUCCCCUUGAUAUGCGGAUGGAUCCUCAGGCAACUUUGAAAGCAGAAGACAUAUUGAAUUCUUGGCCAGAUACAGAAGUGGAGCGAAUACUCCGGGAAUAUGGGGAAGAAAGCAACUGGCAUGCUCUCCGGAAUAAGAUUAUUAAAGCGCGUUUAGGUGGUGGAUUGCAUUCUACUGGUGAACUAGUGGAGCUCAUUCGGAGUACAACUCCCAGGCCAAGAGCAGCAGGGGGGAGACAAGGUUGGAUAAAGACAGCAACACGGGUGUUUCAAGCCCUGAGGAUAGCUGUUAAUGAUGAACUGCGAACACUGGAAGAUUCCCUUUAUGCUUGUUUUGAUUGCCUUGCACCUGGGGGUAGACUUGCUGUCAUCUCUUUCCAUAGUUUGGAGGACAGGAUAGUGAAGCAGACAUUUCUCAAUAUCAUCAAUAGUGGCCGCAGAGAUGAACAAGAGGGGGCUGAGGAGACGUCUAGAAGAGAUAUGAUGAAGAAUGGAAGUAGUGAUGAGGAAAAGGAAACAUGGAUUAAACAAAUGAUACUAGGCUGGAACGGAAUUAUUCUAACAAAGAGACCAAUAACGCCAUCUGAAGAGGAAGAGAGAUUGAACCGUCGGUGUAGGAGUGCUAAGCUCAGGGUGAUUCAGAAGGUUCGAUUAUAGAUGAACUGGUCAGGUGAUUCCCUGUGUUACAUAUCUUGCUCUCUGUGCCUCUGGUGAGCCAUACUAUUUGUUUACCAUUAAGCACCCUUGCUCUAAGUCAUUGACAUAAAUUGGUAUCCUCCAAUGGAACUAAUUGUCAGUAGAAAUAAUAUCUUAUUCCUUAUUUAAGAAUAUUAUUAAUACAUUGUCGUAUUCUUCAUUUUAUGUGGGAACAAAAAGUUUCAUAAGACUCUUUCUGUUAA